Molecule: messenger RNA, 7030 nt
Organism: Anopheles coluzzii
Lineage: Eukaryota; Metazoa; Arthropoda; Insecta; Diptera; Culicidae
Gene: emc
Product: protein extra-macrochaetae
Exons: 2
Coding region: 718-1179 (153 amino acids)
Biological process (GO): negative regulation of transcription by RNA polymerase II; cell differentiation; circadian regulation of gene expression
Cellular component (GO): cytoplasm; nucleus
Molecular function (GO): transcription regulator activity; protein dimerization activity
Source: RefSeq, a predicted model, not a curated record
CAUAGCCAAGCCUAUCUUUCUUCGCUUCUACCCCGCCGAGGGGCCGUCGACAGGCUUCCGCUGUGCAGCAUUAUUGCCCGCAACAUAAAUGCUUCCAUGGCACAAACUUCAUGCAGCGCACACGCACACACCCGUACGGCGGUGCGCGAGAGCAUACCCGAACACACCAACAUAACCUCGAACGGCAGAAGAGUGAAACGGCAGGAUUGCUGCGUAACACAUACGUGCGUGCGUGCGAGAGAGAGAGAGCAGACUCACGAACGGGACUCGCGAGUCCGUACCCGCUGGAAACCAUCAUGCGUAGAUGCAGUUCUCCCAGUUCUCACUCUGGCCCGAGCCGUUUUACAGUUGUGUCUUCUCUGAUCUCUUCUCCGGGACGCACGCACGCACGCGAGCUUACCACGUCCAUCCGUCCGCCGCCGUCGUCGUCGUUAUUCGAAUCGAUUUUUAACUCAGGGCGCAGCCAUCUUACGGUGGUGUCUGCAGCAGAGAAGAGUGUGCUCACGUCACCGUUCGAAAGUGCAAAAGUGUUUCGAGUUUAGUAGUAAAAGGUGGUGUGGUAGUGCCCAACGCUGCUCUCACAGCGCUUUUGUAACAACAUCGUCAGCCCUAUUCUGCGCCAGCGGUAGCAGUGAGUGUGUUGUGAGGUGAAUUCGUUCGAGGUGAACAGUUUUGUGGCAGAAUAAAUAGUGUUGCACUGUGUGAAAAAUCACGAAUAUGAAGGCCAUCACGACCAUGUGUGCGAAGAAUGGUGGUGGUGCAUCGCUGCCGGCGAUUGCGACGGGUCGAGUGCAGCGCCAUCGAGAUGGUGAAAACGACGAAAUCAAGUUGUAUCUGUCGAAGCUGCGGGAGCUGGUUCCGUUCAUGCCGAAAAACCGCAAACUGUCCAAGCUCGAGGUUAUCCAAAACGUUAUCGACUACAUCUGCGAGCUGCAAAAUGCACUCGAUUCGCAUCCCGCGGUCAACAGCUUCGACUCGUUGGCGGUGCUCCAGCAGCAUCAGCAGCAGCAGCAGCAGCAACAACAGCAAGUUGGAUACAUGGUGGAAUCAAUCGAUACUGUACCGGCGCAUCCAGCAGCAGCAGCAUCCAGGCAACCACUGGCGACCAUCUUGAGCAGUGGGAGCAAUGUUGCCGCCUCUAAUAUUAACGCUAUUGGCGAGGGACUACAACAGCCUUGAUGGCGAACGGCAGCUGUCACUCGAUUGCCCGUGGUACAUCGCCAAGGGGUGAUUUGCGCUCUUGCAGGGCAGCGCUCCGCCGCACGAACCUGUUCCAAACCAUUGGCUUACAACAUCUGUGAUAUUCCGUCGAUACUGAGUCGCACGAGGAAGCCUCAACAGGCAGCAUCGAUGGGAGGACGUCGACUAAGCGCGACUGAAGGUUCUUCCUCCUUCUUCUCCUCGUCCUCGUCGAACUGAACGGGACUGAAACGAAAAGAGCGGUAUAGGAGCCCUUCGGAACCCUUCGGAAGUUGGUGGGCCUUGUCCAAUUGAACACAACUUUCCAACACCAACGGCUGUACCGCCAACCGGGGAAAGGUCGUCGGAGUCUUGCCAAGAUUCCAGGGAGAGCCCUCGACUCCAGCCAGAGAUGAUCUCAGGAUGUAUUAGGAUGCUCCACCGGUGCCAGAGUGUUGUGCCGUGCUGUGCCCCGUACAGCGGCACCAUUUAUGGGGCCAGGCGGCCAACCAGCGCAGCAGAACGGAGUGCUCUGUACGUGUGUGUGUGUGUGUGUGUGUGUGCGUGUGUGUGUGUGUCUGUGCGUGUGUUCACCGUUACAGCAGUGUUGCAACUGUCUCGGUGCCAUUGCAGCAGCAGAACUCCUCGUUUCGGAGCGCUAAUUUGGUUGAUGAAUUUAUAUUAAAAAUAAAUACCGUAAUUAACACUAGCUGAGCAAGGUUCUACACAUGUUGUCAACACUGAUCCCAUUUGAACGAUCCGGCGCCAUUAUCUGACUCGGUUAUUUUGAUUUGUAUUAAAAAAAAAAUUUCAUUCGUUACUCACUGAAGUCAUUGCUGCACAAUAGUCGAACACGUUUUGAGUACUAACUCAUCAUAAGACGCAGUCUGGUCUUUAAAUCUAUUCCACAAAACUUAACUCAACACAAUAUCACAUAAUAAAACAAUUACUGUGGCUUUGAAAUGUUCCUAUUUCCAAGUCAAUCGGCUCACUACUACAAGUCAUACUAAUCACGCUUAUAGUAGGUAUCUAUGACUACCGGUAGCAGGAGCAGUACAAUCAUAGUUCACAUGGUUUAACAAAUCGGACACGCUACGCUCUUCGCUUGCGAACGACAUUGACUGGAACUAAAUCCAUCAUUUCUGACAAAUACUCCGCAAGUCCUGCACAGCGCAAAAGUGAAGAUCGCAAAGGUUCGGUGCAAAUUAAUUCGGAUAUUGAUAAUGAUAAGAUUAGCCCCAUUCUUUCAUUGUUUAGAUCUCGCCGAUGGAAAAUAUUGAACUGCACUGUUGUUCCAUUUCUCCAGAUUUAUUUACGAUGUUUCAUCCUUUUUCCAUGCAUGUUUCUUCUAUUGUAACGUGCCAGUUGUUGACAAGCGUGUGUUAGUUUAUGAUCUUCACAUUCUUUGCUGCGCCGUCAUCAUCUCUCAAUAGCGUGUUUACAUCCCCACUUUAGUGACUUCCUUUUCCGCCAUUCAUCCGUGUUUCCCUUCCACUCUCUCUUUCUCUCUCUCUCUCUCUCUCUCUCUCUCUCUCUCUCUCUCUCUCUCUCCCUCUCGCUCUCUCUUUUUACUAUAUCUCAUUCAUGUAAUCUGUAAAGUGGUGAUGUGUCUCAGGCUCUCCUUUCCCCCUGCACAACAUUCUGCCUACGCUCUUUAUUGAGCAUUGGCAUGAUCGUAAUAUCCUUUGAUCGAUCCUGAUUCUUUCGAUGUUUGUGUGCAACUUCGCCGGUUUGGGGUUGGGAGGGAGCGAAGAUGCUAAUAUUUGCGUGUUUUCCUCUGUACUCGCUUCCGGAUUUUCCUUCAUUCCAUGUUUAACUUAUUGAAGAACCCUACUAUUGUGUUUUUUUGAGAGUGUAUGUGAGUGUUUCGUUUCGGUUCGUUUCGUGUUUAGUUGCUGUAAGACUAUGCUACCGCUAAUGCUCAAUUUAAGUGCGCUUUCCCCUAUACUGGCGAUCUAGCUAAGCUCUAAGCUAAUGUGUCAAUCAGCACUCGCGAACGGGAAAAAUGCACGUCAAUCUACGUACUAAAAUACUAUUACUGGCCUGUGUUGCAUUAUUAUUGCAUUACUACACGUAUUCUAUCCUGAAAAUGUACGACGUUAAUUGGUGUGUAAAGAGGUGAAAGUUGUUUAACGAUUCUGCUAACGAGAACUUCAUCUCGAACUUAUCAAUGCUCCCCAGCAGCAAAGCAUGUAUGUUCCAUCUGCACUACACCCGUGCGUCUUUUCUUUUAUGUGUGUUGUUGCAUUUUGCGUUUGCGUCACAUCUUGCAUUUAGGGAAGAAAAUUGACUAAAACUUUUCAACUCUACUUCCACGACAACAGGAAAGAUAGUUAGAGUGUCUAUUUGUCCAAGGCGUGUUGUUGUGUCUACCUGUUGUCCUUGUCACGUGUCAACCAUGCAGAAAAAGAAAUCACGUUGUGCACUAAAUGGUUUUGUUUUUGUUUUUUUUUUUUGCUUCUUGUAACACGUGUGCAUUCGAAAACGAAAACAACGCGCUUUGGCUCACGCGCAACAGCUGCGCGAAACUUCACCGCCUACUACACCACAAGUAGUACACCUGCUGCUUCCAACUGCUCUGUACUGUACCGACUGACUCAACGCUAUGCUUGAAGUAACAAGCACGAGAAUGUUGGGAUAGCAAAUAAGAUUGAUUGAGAGAAAAAUUGAGAGGGAUUAAAGAGCAGAGGACAAAUAAGAUGAGAUUUUGGAAGCGAACAACGAAUGAGAUGAUGACACGCAGACCCAAUAGGGAGGGACAACCAACAGCAGCUUGUUAUUGAUCACUAGCUAUAUUUGGUGUUGCUUCAAAAUGUGCAGUUUGCUGUGUUUGCAGUUAAAUUGGAAUCCUUUCGAAUUUGUGGUAUUCGUAACGGUGGGACUUCAAUAAAAGGAAUCGUUUAUUCCUCUCUACUUCAAAUGCACCCCCAAUGGAUGCAUUAAAAUGGAAACUAUUAAAAAAAACAACCAAACAGGGAUAUGUAUCCAGGUAAUGGUAGUGGUAAUUAAGAGAUGUUAACGAUUUAUGAUUACCAAACGACAAUUGUGACGUUCCUCCUGGUCUCCUACUUGCCUUAUCCAACCACGAUCUACUGUACUGCUGAUUCGAAGGACUUUUACAGAAUCAUUAGCUAUGCCCUCUCUCUCUCUCACUCUCCCCUACUCUUUCACUCUCUCGCUCUCUCCGGUAUGAAACAUGGAUUUGAAUCAAACACAGUAAGCCAUGUAACAACAUACCCAAAGGCAGAGGUGACAGAUCCGGUUGUUGAAUAUCGAGUUUUUUUGUUCGCUUGCUCGUUUCUUAUGUUUUUUUUUUUUCAAUUUCCAACGGUUUAGUUUUUCUCUCAACGUCAAUAACCAGCGAAUGAAUAAAUGCAAAAGGCGAUUAAUAGUUAGCUUUUAUCAACUUGUGUUUAUUUUAAGAUCUUCCUUAUAUAAUUUUGAAAGCCAUCACUUGAUUUUGUAUCGUGUACACGUGGUGUAUGUGUGUGUGUGUCUGUUGUUUUCGUUUCUCAUGUAUUAUUGGUAAUGUUGAUUUUUUUGUCUUCUCUGCACUGUAAAUUAUCCUUUAUCUCUCCGUGUGUCCCGUCCUUCACCUCUCACACUCACGCACGCGGCUGUGGUUCGAUGCACACACGCAGCAUUGAUCAACUGCAUGUAUUUGCCUCUGUGUGUGAUGAUGUGUGUGUAUGUGUUUGGGUGCGUUGGAGUGUGAGGGUGGGGUGUCCUGUGCAUCGAUCACACGUGAUCUAGGAAACGAAUCUUGUCGAACACAAAAAAGGUUUCCCUCGCUCUAUAUAUAUAUGUAUACUCUCUAGAAAAAACGACUUGCUAACUUGUUACAGAAACAGAAAGAAAAACAACUCCUGCAAACAAAUCCUACCAAACCAGUACACUCAUUCAUUAUAUUAUGUUGUCUCAAGUUACACGCACUUCACACGCAUAUCAUAUUACAGCUUAAAUAACGUAGUAUGCUUUGCGAAUUUCGAAUCCAUCGAACAUAAAUACAAUACCGUUACCAUAACACUCUAUUGUUUUGCUUAUUGCACGCCUUGUCUGUUCCGGCCUGCUACGUUUAUAGAUCGAUUGACGUGAUCCGGAAGAGAGUGAUAAUGAACUGACAGCCGGAGAAGGAUAAUGGUAUUCUCUAUUCUGGUGGUGGUGGUGCUCUUGCUUGUCUUGCUUGUGAACACUGUGUUGCGUGUUCCGAUGUGUUUUUGUUUGUUAUGUUUUGCCUAUCGUUUUGUGAUGUGUGGUUGUCGUAUAUCUGUGUGUUUGUGUUUUUGUAUGUUUGAUGUGAUUCGUAUUGAUAGUUUUCAUAGCACUGAACGUCUAGUUACUGAAGAGAGGAGUUACUUUUCUCUUAUUUGUUUCUGUUUUACUUUCAUUGAACUUCGCAAUAACUUCAAAAUGGACUUACGAUUAAAUGCAACAAUUUACACGACUUUUUCUUCUUCUGUUAUUACCUUUUUCUUUGUUUGUUUAUGUUCGUCUGUUUGUUUGUUUGUUCUGUAUAUGUUUCGUUCACUUUUUACGCUGUUAUCGCAAUACCUCUUUACAUAUCAGUGAGUGUGUGGUGGUGUCUAGUAUUUUUUAGUGUCAUUUUUGUAGAUUUCCCCUUUCGUCUCUCAUGUUAGUGUCUGUUUGUUUUUGGUGUGGUUUGUGUGUGUAUAUUUAUACCUUUUUUUUUGCUUGGUGUAUGAUUCUGAUUGAUUGAUCAAUUGUGUUGUUAGCUUUUAGGUAGGCGUUCUUCACCGGUGAGAACUAUAAUAGAAUCAAGCGCAUUUUUGUUCUGCUAGCUGCUUCUCCGCACCGCUCGCUGUGUGCUGUUUGCGCUUGCUUCGAUUGUUCCGAUUCAAGUUUGCAACAUCAAGAUUUCCAAAUCAAAUCAAUUGCUUACGUUAGAAAGUGUUGAGUGUACAACAUGUUGCACAGUUGCAGUUUGUUUGUAGCGAAAUAGAGAGACAGAGGGAGAGAGAAAGAGAGAUAGUUUUUAACUAAAUAUUUCUCCUCUUGCACAUCACGAUGCAUCGCAGACUGGCAAAAAUCGCGCACUUUUGCUACAAUUUUUUACCUUUUUGCCAACUUCGAAACAUGUACUUCUCUUCUUGCUUUGCGCUAUGCCCUUCAAUACGUUCAACUGCUAGCGCUGCGUAAACACACGAUUAGCAUCAUACACGGCGCGCGCAUAGCCAGCAGCAUGGCCCGCAGGUGGGGCGCGUGUUUCUAUAAUGCAGCUUAACGCUACGCUUCACAUCUGCUUCGCGUGAUUACUAAGCGGUAUCGCGAGCGAAUAGCCUUAAAGUCGCAAACCGAGCGAAACCAACAACCCAUAUGUAGAGGCAGUAGUAGUGUAUGUUUUAGACAAACAAAAGCGCCAUUCAAUCACGGAGCUUUGAAAAAUCGGGCGAAUAUAUGUGUAAAGUUUGUCUCCUUUCAACGCGAGCGAGAUUCAUAUUAGAUAUUACUUUGUCGUUGCACUGCUGUUGUUGUUGUGUACUGUGUGGUGACAGUGUGUGCCCUUUACUAUCGAUUCGUGCGCCCGCCCGGCUCAUCGGAAUCGGAGGUUUCUACUACGAGUUCUGGUUGUUCUGAUUUCUGUUUGUUACCGCGUUCGUUUGAGUUGAAUUCUACGCGCCAGUUCUCCCUCACUGAUGGUAAGGAUGUCCAACCAACGCUACACUCCUCCUCUUUCACUGUGUGUUUUGUCUGUUUGUUUGCUUCAUGUUUUUUUUCUUUGUUUUUGCACUAUAUUAUUCUUCAGCGUACAUUAUUUUAACCACUCGUUUGUUAAUUGAUACAAGAGCAAUAGAGAGAGAAAAAUAUAUACUGUACAACAGGGUGCAGAAUC